AGAAGCGUUGGGCCUGACGGAGGAGCGCGGCCGCGAGGACAUUGAGCGGGCAGAGGACGCCGGGCGCUGUGCUGCCCUUGAAGCCAUGCAGAGCAGUGCAACAGCCAUUGCCUCUGCAGAAGCGUUGGGCCUGACGGAGGAGCGCGGCCGCGAGGAAAUUGAGCGGGCAGAGGAAGCUGGGCACCGUGCUGUUUGUGAUGCGUUUUUUGUGGCUCAUGCUUUUGGAAUGAAUCGUUGUUUUUACGCUGGUGGGGGAGUUUUAGGAGGCAUGAAAACUGUGACUGAUGUGAAUGUUUCAUGGCCGUCAAGAGGAUGUGCGUUGGAUGUAAUGAGUGCGGAUUGUGUUGGAAGUGGGGCCCGCGUUGAUGUGGUAGGGGCGUGUGCAGACGCUGUUUUAGAUGCCUCGGAGGAAUGUCAUGUUAUUGCACCGGUCGUCUCUUCUGUGGAUGAUGUGGAAUUUGACAGGAACGAUUUGACGGAUGUGGUGGAACUAAACGCGUUGAGUAGUGGGAUUAUCGUUGGAUUGGCUGAUGCAUCGGCUUUAGAGUCACCGGCUGAAGUUUCUGCGGAGGCUAGCCUUUCGAGGGAGGUCGCCGUGCAUCCCGCGUUACGUGGUGCAGCUGGUCACCCGGCAGUGCUUCCACAUGGUGACCCUCUUGGGUACGACUCCGACGAUGAUAUACCGAUUCCGCCGCGGUACACUCUUUGGGGAUGUCUGUCCUUGCCGUUUGCGUGCUGUGUAAGGCGCCGUCCGGUGCAGGUGCAUUGUGUUGAGAACUCUUUGGGGGAAGAGUAG
This is a messenger RNA of Trypanosoma rangeli, 796 nucleotides long. RefSeq lists its product as uncharacterized. The transcript has a single exon. The annotation marks the transcript as partial. Lineage: Eukaryota; Euglenozoa; Kinetoplastea; Trypanosomatida; Trypanosomatidae. The record is from RefSeq and is a predicted model, not a curated record.